GCGUGCGCAGGGCGCGGCGCGGGGCGGCGCGGUGACCGUUGGCGCUGAGGGAGGAGGCCGCGGCGCCGCCGUUGCGCAGAUCCGGGCGCGGCAGAGGAGCGGGCGCCGGGCCGCGGACCUUCCGGAGGCGCAGCGGGAGCCAGCGGGGCCCGGACGCCGCCGCCAUGAACAACGCGGGCGCCGACGAGAUCGGGAAGCUGUUUGUAGGCGGCCUGGACUGGAGCACCACCCAAGAGACACUGCGUAGCUACUUCUCCCAGUAUGGCGAGGUGGUGGACUGCGUCAUCAUGAAAGACAAGACCACCAACCAGUCUCGGGGCUUUGGCUUCGUCAAGUUCAAGGACCCCAACUGCGUGGGCACCGUGCUGGCCAGCCGGCCGCACACGCUCGACGGACGCAACAUCGACCCCAAACCCUGCACGCCCCGGGGGAUGCAGCCGGAGAGGACGCGGCCCAAGGAAGGCUGGAAGGGACCGCGGAGCGAAAACAGCAAGUCCAACAAGAUCUUCGUGGGCGGGAUCCCGCACAACUGCGGGGAGACGGAGCUCAGGGAGUACUUCAAGAAGUUUGGAGUGGUCACCGAGGUGGUGAUGAUCUAUGACGCCGAGAAGCAGAGGCCUCGAGGUUUUGGAUUUAUUACUUUCGAGGACGAGCAAUCAGUGGACCAGGCUGUCAACAUGCAUUUUCACGACAUCAUGGGCAAAAAAGUGGAGGUUAAGCGCGCCGAGCCCCGCGACAGCAAGAGCCAGGCGCCGGGCCAGCCGGGCGCGGGCCAGUGGGGCAGCCGCGUGGUGCCCGGGGCCGCCAACGGCUGGGCAGGCCAGCCCCCGCCCACGUGGCAGCAGGGCUACGGCCCGCAAGGAAUGUGGGUGCCGGCCGGACAGGCACUUGGCGGCUACGGCCCGCCCCCCGCAGGCAGAGGUGCCCCGCCGCCACCCCCGCCCUUCGCCUCCUACAUCGUGUCCACCCCCCCGGGGGGCUUCCCCCCGCCUCAGGGCUUCCCCCAGGGCUACGGUGCCCCCCCACAGUUCAGCUUCGGCUACGGGCCCCCACCGCCGCCGCCUGACCAGUUCGCCCCUCCGGGGGUGCCCCCUCCACCGGCCACGCCCGGGGCCGCGCCGCUGGCCUUCCCGCCGCCGCCAUCCCAGGCCGCCCCCGACAUGAGCAAGGCCCCCACGGCGCAGCCCGACUUCCCCUACAGCCAGUACGGUUACGGCCAGGACCUGGCGGGCUUCGGACAGGGCUUCUCGGACCCCAGCCAGCAGCCUCCCUCCUACGGGGGCCCCUCGGUGCCCGGCUCGGGCGGCCCCCCCGCCGGCGGAAGCGGCUUUGGCCGAGGGCAGAACCACAACGUGCAAGGCUUCCACCCCUACCGGCGCUAGCCCGCGGGCACUGACUGCGACAAUCCGGCCGGCCGGCGGGCGGCCUGCGUGGAGGAGGCGGCGCAAUAAAGCAGAGGUCACUGGUUCCAACACAGGGUCACAGUCUCCAGCUUUAAUUCAACUUCAGGUUUCUUUCUCCUUCCUUUUUUUUUUUUUUUUUUUUUUUGUCCUUUUCCCCCAAGAUUCCUUUCCUGAGCAUUUCGUUUCCCUUUUAUUGGAAACUUUUCUGUUAGAGACAAAAGACACAUUUACAAAUUGUGAGAUUUUUAAGAGAACUUUUCUACGGCGUAUCCUGGCUUUUUUAAGUUAAGCAGGGUUUCCCCGGCCGGGGCGUGAGGCGGCCCGGGCCGGCUGGAGGCGCGGGAUCGGGCCAGAAACUCGGGGAGCUUCGCGGAGAACCUACUGAGUGUGUUUCGUUUUUGUUCCUUCGUUGCUUUUGCUGACGGAGCUGCGGGGCGGCUGCCGGGCCCACUGAGCCGCGCCGCCGGGGUCCCCGCUGCCAGCCCGACCCUGGUCUGAAUAAAGAGACGUGCGUUUGGAUUA
Erinaceus europaeus (western European hedgehog) is the source of this 1925-nucleotide messenger RNA. It is a transcript of the gene DAZAP1, whose product is annotated as DAZ associated protein 1. The record is from RefSeq and is a predicted model, not a curated record. Gene Ontology annotation, molecular function: RNA binding. NCBI's taxonomy places the organism in Eukaryota, Metazoa, Chordata, Mammalia, Eulipotyphla, Erinaceidae. The coding region runs from base 165 to 1382 and encodes 405 amino acids. The transcript has 12 exons. Gene Ontology annotation, cellular component: cytoplasm.